GCACAAGGCCGAGGAACUUUGUCUCUCCACACACCACUUCUUACCGAGCGCAUUGACUCGGGAUCUGCUGUGCCCUGUGGGAACCAACAGCCUUGAGCGCCCAGUCGGCCGCUUCCUGCCAGCCUCCGCCUCCGCCUCCUUGGCCGAACACUCGACAACUUUUGGGCUUCACAACAGCCUGCGGUCUGCGUUCUGGAGCAGCCGCAAAGCUUCUUCCGACCAUGGCGCCUAGAAUCAAUAUCCCUCCGGCGACUCGUGCCUGCCUCAUCAGUCUUAUCACCCUCUCCUUCCUAUACAAUAUCGCCCGAUGGCGCCAGCUUGACACAACCCCGGGCACGCCCGUCAUCUCCCCUCCGAUUCCCUACCUAACGCUCGUCCCGUCGCAGUUCAUCUUUUAUCCUUGGACCCUCCUCACGGCAACAUUUGUGGAGCAGAACAUCUUCACCGUCCUGCUGAACGUGGCCACUCUCUUCUACGGAGGAAAAUACCUGGAGCGAGGGUGGGGUUCGCGAGAGUUCACCAAGUUCAUUGUUACCAUCGCCGUUGUACCCAAUGUGGUGAUCGUGCCACUCUACAUUAUAUGGGCUGCGAUCAGAAGCGGUUCGAGUAGCGGGUACGCCUUGUUCUCUGGCCAGGAAUGUACCACUUCAUGCACACCUCCUGCUGACUCGCCCUCAUUCAGUGUCACACAAAUCUGCGGCGGUAUCUCGAUCCAAGCCUCUUUCCUCGUCGCAUUCAAACAACUCGUCCCCGAGCAUACGGUGACUAUCUUCAAGGGUCUCGUAAAGAUGAGGGUGAAGCACUUCCCCGCCGUCUUCCUGCUACUGAACACGCUCGGUGGGGUGCUCCUGGGGACACAUGUUGCGGCCACUCUUGCAUGGUUCGGUCUGAUUACGAGCUGGACUUAUCUUCGAUUCUUCAAGCGGCAGCCAGAUCUCACCGGAACGUCGACCGACGGACUGGGGAUCAAGGGCGAUGCGAGCGAGACGUUUGCCUUCAAAUGCUUCUUCCCCGACGUCAUGCAGCCACCAAUUGGCGUUGUAUCUGAUGUCGUCUACUCCACCCUCGUCUCGUUGAAAGUGUGCACUCCAUUCUCUGAGGAGGAAAUUGCGUCCGGAAACCAGCAAGCUCUUGCUCGGGGAGAGGCAGGCCUUCCCAGCCUCCUCAGCAACCGAGGUGGACGAAGUAUGGCUAAGCGUGAGGAGGCGGAGCGGCGGCGAGCCGUGGCGCUGAAGGCGUUGGACCAGAGACUUCAAGCGGCUGUUGCUGCACGGGCACAGCCGAGCUUAUCGGGCCCUAGUCAAACCCAAACAGCAACACCGUCGGUCCCGGGACAAACAAUGCUGGGUGAGACCAAUUAUACGCCGGACCAUGCUUAAACGCGCCGCAUUUAUUUCUGGAGUUUGGUUACAGGGUCAUUGGGAUAAUGAGAGCGGAUGGUUGGGAAGAUCUUGACCGACAGCGAUUAGUCUAGGCAAACUAGGGUCUUCUUCGUUGAUUGUGAUAUAUGUGGUUUAUACUAUUAGCAUUGCAUCUUCUUGUAUGUAGCUAUAUAUUUGUCUUCCUCGUUUCAGUUUCACACUUCCUUGUUUGCCGCAGGUCUACCAGCGAAAUCUGCAAAUUUACCUAUUCGAUACUACUGGGCCUUGCCACCCGAGCAUCUUUUGAGCGG
Messenger RNA from Aspergillus versicolor CBS 583.65, 1672 nucleotides. Its product is annotated as rhomboid family protein. NCBI's taxonomy places the organism in Eukaryota, Fungi, Ascomycota, Eurotiomycetes, Eurotiales, Aspergillaceae. The record is from RefSeq and is a predicted model, not a curated record. Bases 222 to 1379 code for a protein of 385 amino acids. Gene Ontology annotation, cellular component: Golgi apparatus; membrane. The transcript has a single exon. Gene Ontology annotation, biological process: retrograde vesicle-mediated transport, Golgi to endoplasmic reticulum.